Messenger RNA from Prorocentrum cordatum, 3081 nucleotides. The record is from the annotation of a GenBank genome assembly. NCBI's taxonomy places the organism in Eukaryota, Dinophyceae, Prorocentrales, Prorocentraceae.
AUGUCGGGCCGGACAGCGAUGAUGCACCAAGCGCUAGGCGUGAAGAUGAAUCUCUGCACCGCUGCCUUGGUCGGCCUUCUGGUGGCAGUGUUUUCCCGGAUACCGGUGGCCAUCGCAGGCCCAGACCUGAACCCCGUGGUUUUCCUCGGAUACUUCGUGAAGGCCAUGUCGAGCGAGAUCGGCGAGUCCUUGGGCAUGAGUUACCCUGGCGUGGAUUCCGCCUGUGGGCGCAGACUGGAGGAGGACGCGUCCGACUUUGCUCGGGCGCUGGCCGGCGGCUCCUCGUCGUGCACCUCGGGCAAGCCAACCUUCUGCGGCGGUCACGACGGCAAUACCGCCGAGCAGUGCGACGCGUAUCAACAGCAGCUUGCGACCACCACCAUAUUCGCUGUGGCAGUCUCUUCCAGCCUGCUCGGGCUCGCGUUUUUCCUCAUCGGGCGCUUCAAGCUAGCGCGCUACGCUAGCUUCGUGCCGACGGCGAUUUCGGAGGCGUUCCUGUCCUGUGUCGGGUAUAAGGUGUUUCUCUAUGCGCUAAAGUACAGCAACAACGACCCGACACAGUUCAUCCCCGCGGCAUUUCUUGGUGUGCUGCUAUUUUUCGUGAAGGCUCGUCACUGGGGCAACCCGGCCAUAGUGAUCCCGUUAAUGCUCGUGGUGCCUCUUGGGUUGUUUCACAUGUGCGUGUAUUUCGGAGUGAUCUUCGAUGGCCUCAGCGAUGCCCGUGAGCAGCAGUGGAUGUUCCCACGGAUGGAUAACGUCGAGUUUUGGCUCAUGUGGGCCGAAGGUAUUUACGAUGGCAACGAUGUCAAGCUGCAGUACAUCAAUUGGAAGGCAUGGGCCUCGACUGUCCCCGAUCUCCUGACAAUGCUGGUCGUUGUGUUGAUGGACUCAAUGCUCAAGGUCAAGAACACCGAGAACAAGAUGCCCAUCGUGCCGCAAGCAGACUACGAGGUGCAGCUCUUUGGAGGCUGCAACGCCCUGAUGGCCGCCUGCGGCGCCCCAGUGGGCUACAUGCAGCUCAAGUUCAAUGUGAUCAACUUUGGCAUCAUAGGGAAUACCAAGGACCGCCGCUCUGGAGUCGUGUAUGCCGUGCUGUGCGCCGUUACCUUCUUCUGGACCAUCGAGCCGUUCAACUACAUGCCGCGUUGGUUCCUGAGCACGCUGCUGUUCUUUGCUGGCGCCGGCUUCGUGGCGGAAAAUUUAUGGGGAUCCCGAAAGUUCUUGUCCCACGCCGAGUGGCUCGAGAUCCUGUUCAUCGUAGUUGUCUUCAUCGCCACCGACGCGCUUAUCUACGCUGUCGUUGCUGGCUGCUUCAUCACAGCCGUAUCAUUCAUAUCAAAGUACGCGAGGGUGCCGUGCAUCGCAGGACCGCCCGCUAGCGGAGGCGAGAUCGUAUCGUACGAGCGCAGAGGUCCCCUUGUGCAGCGUGCAAUACAGCACAUUGCAGACAGCUGGUUCAUGGUGGUUCGCCUGAAGGGCUUCGUCUUCUUCGCCUCGGCCAAAUCAGUUGUUGCCGAGGUGAUGGCCAGGCUCGACACGCAUAGAGAGUUCAUCGCCACCAUCGACCGCACCUCUGGUGCGAGCUUGAUGUUGGCCAACGCCGACGGCGCGCUCGUCGUUGAGGACGCCGAUCAGCCCAGCGUCGUGGAGUGGAACAGGAAAAACCUUCAGGCUCAGAUCCUGCCUGGUGACCGCGUCGAGGAGGUGAACGGCCUGUCGGGGGAUGCUCCGGCGAUGCUGGAACAGUGCGAGACAGCCUCCCUGUUGCGCAUCAGGGUUUGCCGGCCCGCUCUGCCUGGCUACAGGCGCAUGCGCUGGGUCGUGUUCGACUGCGAGAGACUCGACGGAAUGGACGCCUCCGCUUCUGCAGUGUUCCGGAAGCUCGUUGUGGACGCGCAAUCAUUGGGCGCCACAUGCCUUUGGACGAAGGUGGGCGACGCCACGAAGUCCGCGCUGGGUUUCCGAGGAAUCUUGGCAGACCAUAAGAACCUGUUCAGUGGGCUGGACCAUGCGGUGCACUACAUAGAGAAGUGCAUCUUGCAGUACCGCCAGGAGCAGCUCGACACAUGGCUGCGCGUGCAUCCGGGCCUGGCUCUCAGCUACGAACACACCUGCACGCUGGACAGCUUCGAACCUUUCCGCCAAGUCUUCGAGACCGAUGCAGAGCGCGAGGGUUUCCCAUGGAGGUAUUGUAGCAAAAUCUCGAUUGAGCGCUUUAAGACAGUGCUCUGGGAGCCUGGCAUCGAAGACGCGUGCCUCUUCUUAGUUCACUCUGGCAAGGUCGCCGUCUACCGCGAUCUUCCGGACGGGAACGAGGGCAUCAGUGGCGAUCCUGUGAUGCCCACGGCGGUGUACGGGCACGGGUGGUUCCUGAACCGCGAGUUCUUGACGCACGCCCCGCCGCGCAUGCACGCGGUCGCCAUCGAGGACGGCGAGGCGUUGUGUUGGUCCCAGGCUGAGUGGGUCAAGAUGUCCCGCGAGAGGCCGCUGAUGGCCGCUGCGAUCGUGAAGGCGGCCAUGCGGCAGCAGAGCCGCGACCUCGACUACUCCUCGCACGCCGCCAGCUUCGUGCUCGCGGACGGGCGGCUCGCGCCCCCGGCCGUGGACGGCGCCGCCCUGGGGACGCAGUCGAUAAGGCCGCUUCCGUCCCAGGCCUCGACAGGCCGCCACGGGGGCCACCGGAGACCCGCGCCGCACUUGCCGCACGAGCUCCGCCUGCACCUGGACCGCCUCUCGACCGCGCGCGCGCUGGACCACCUCGGUUUGUUCGCCGGGCCCGCCGCGGGCGAGCAGAGCGCGCCGCUGCCCAAGCUGCCGGACAACCUGCGACAUCGUCUCGGCGUUCGACACCUUCUGCGAGCGUGCGGCCGACGGGUCGAAGCAGCUGGCCGCUGGCGACAUCGGCCGCGCGCUUAUGCUCGCCGGCAUCUUCGGCACCGCACUGGACUUGGAGGAGGCCCGUCCGCUGACGCGGACAGAGUUUGUGGCGUUGGGCCACUUGGCCUUGGUGUCGCCGCUGACGGAGACGCAGCGCAGCAAGGUCGCGCUGCUCUUCCAGGAGUACGACAAGGAUGGCUCUAG